Messenger RNA from Paramuricea clavata, 315 nucleotides. The record is from the annotation of a GenBank genome assembly. Lineage: Eukaryota; Metazoa; Cnidaria; Anthozoa; Malacalcyonacea; Plexauridae.
CCAGACGACGCGGAGAAGACUAUCAAUAGCGAUCUUAACAUGGAAGCGAAUACUGAUCGAGGUUCGUCACGCAUCAUUGAAAACGAGGUAUCUAGUCAUAACAGUACUUGUUCUGUAGUUAUAGAGGGUUUAAAACUCGAGAUGGUAAUUUUGGAAACCCGGCAACUCAAUACCAUGAAGGAGAAUAAGUCAGACAUUUGCUCGCUUAAAUUUAAAGUCAAAGAUCUAGAAGGUGUCAUCCGACAUCAGGAUGACGCAAUUCUCAAGCUCUCACAAGAUAAUUUAAUUUUAAAAUCUAAAUUAUCUCCUUUUUAA